UCACUCCAGUAUCACGGGGCCUUAUCCAGCAUCAUCAUUAUGAUUGAUCAACGGUUUUGCCUGAAAAUAUCGUCGUACGCGCUAUCAAAAUUCCGAGGGAAGCUGUAUGGAAGCAUCUUUCCCGCCGAACUGCCACUUGAUCCCAGUGUACUGUGGGCCGCACCGGAGAUCAUUAGCGGGGCAUCCGUGAAGGUCACGAAAGAAAGCGACAUGUACAGUUUGGGUGUGGUCAUCAGCGAAAUCUUCACCGGACGGGCACCCAUGCAGACCAAUUUUGCGAGUGUCGACAGCGUACAGGAAAACGUUGCCGUGCUACGUAAGGACCCAACCGUUAUCCGCAUCGUGGAUACAUCCAAACUACCGGCGGAACUGCAUCACAUUGUUGAUGCAUGCACUGCCAACAACCACCUUGAACGACCGACAAUGCCGCGCUUUACCGAAAUCUUGAGUCAAGUCAUCCCGUGCAAGAAGAUGAUUGAUCUAAUUCUUCCGCGACUGGAUAUGUACUCCAGUCAUUUAGAGGAUCUGGUGGAGGCUCGUACUCGGCAGUUGGUGGAUGAGCGGAGUAAAGUGGACUCGUUAUUACGGGAAAUGCUACCAGAGUUGGUGGUCAAUAGUUUACGCAACAAACACACUGUGGUGGCGGAAUACUUUGAGUGUGUAACCUUGUCGUUCAGCGAUAUUCCCCAGUUUGGAUCGGUCGUUGUCCAGUGUGCUCCACUGCAGACGAUCGUUCUGCUGAACGCCGUGUACAGCGUCUUCGAUUCGAUUCUCCCCCGAUUCGACGUAUACAAAGUGGAGACCAUCGGCGACUCAUAUCUGGCCGCGGAGAGCAUCCCUUCGCCAAUCGAUCCAACAGAACGGCUGCAACUGCGUGUUGGUAUACAUUCAGGUUACUGUGCAGCCGGUGUUGUUGGAUUAAGAAUGCCCCGAUAUUGCCUGUUCGGGGACACGAUCAAUACGGCUAGUCGAAUGGAAUCUCAAGGCGCCGCUUCAAAAAUCCAUGUGAGCGAGACUACCAAAAACUUGCUGGACCAGAUUGGUGGUUUUGAAUUUGAAUCACGUGGCUCUAUAAUGAUCAAGGGAAAAGGCGAAAUGGUGACCUUUUGGCUACGACAAUAAAUGCAGAUUCGUCGGGGUUGAUAGUAACGAAACAAUCUCUGAGUGAUCGCACUGUAAAAUUUUUUUGCGUGUCUGUUUUGCGUGGUACAAUGGUACUUUUCUGAAAUGUCCUUUAUAGUUUGAAGUCUUUUUGAAUGCGGACCGUAUGACACCUCAAAGCAACUCAUAACGUCUUCGAAGACUUGAGUUUGUUUCUUGGAUAAUACUUGCGGUAUACUAUUUAUUUGGAACUACAGUACGUUCUGGAAUUCAAGAUUAUCGAACUAUCGCUUUGUAUGGGAAC
Paramacrobiotus metropolitanus is the source of this 1405-nucleotide messenger RNA. Its product is annotated as atrial natriuretic peptide receptor 2-like. Gene Ontology annotation, biological process: intracellular signal transduction; receptor guanylyl cyclase signaling pathway; cGMP biosynthetic process. Gene Ontology annotation, molecular function: guanylate cyclase activity; protein kinase activity; peptide receptor activity. Bases 40 to 1122 code for a protein of 360 amino acids. NCBI's taxonomy places the organism in Eukaryota, Metazoa, Tardigrada, Eutardigrada, Parachela, Macrobiotidae. The record is from RefSeq and is a predicted model, not a curated record. The transcript has 8 exons.